AUGUCGUCGAACCACAGCGCUCCUGGGUGGAGCUCGGAGGAGCGCCCAAAGUACCCUAGUGCGCGACGAUCGGCAGAGGACAAGACGACUUACAAGUCGGCCGCAAAGGGUGAAGUUGCCGUGCCCGAACCCUACCUCUGGCUUGAGACGCCCCCUUCUCAAUCGGAAGAGACGGCUGCGUUUGUCAAAGCUCAAGCUGAGCUCACCUCCUCGUACCUCGAGGGAUGCAAGGAUCGCAGCGAAUUCCAGAAGCGCCUCACCGACAACUUCUCCUACCCUCGUUUCACCGCUCCAUCAAGGAAGGGCAAUGACAAAAAGACGGGCAGCUAUUACUACAUGCACAACUCCGGCCUUGAUGCUCAAUACACCAUGUACAAGGCCUCGAGGGCUCAGCUCGAAGAGGCGGAAAAGACAAAAGUCAAGAGCCCAUUUGGAGAGAAGUGGUUCGAUCAAAACCUCCUCAGCAAGGACGGGACGGUGGCGCUCAACUCCAUGGCCUUCUCCAAGUCUGGCAAUUUCCUGGCAUACGCCAUCAGCAAGUCCGGCAGCGACUGGGUGACGAUCUACUUUCGCUCCACCGAAAAGGUCUAUGUCGAAGCGCCCUCCGACCCAGACGAGGCAGCAGCCGCUGGCCCUGAUCGACUCGAUGACGAGCUGAGCAACGUCAAGUUCAGCAGCAUCACCUGGACCCAUGACGACAAGGGCGUCUUCUACCAGCGCUAUCCGGAUCCCAAGAAGGAUGAGGAGGGCAAGACGAAGCGUGGCCAGGAGACCGAUGCUGCUAGAGAUGCUCGUCUCUACUAUCACCGCCUGGGAACCAAGCAAAGCGAGGAUGUUCUCAUCAUCGACGUGGUACCCGACAUCCCCUCUGCCCUGUGGGGUGCAUCAGUGAGCGAAGACGGGAAGUGGCUCAUUGUCGAAAUGUCCAAGGAUACGGACCCAAAGCAGCGCACGUUUGUGGCCUCGCUCGACCAGCCCUUGGGAGAGAAGAUGAAAUGGAUCGUCCUGGCGGACGACUUCAAGUACUCCCUCGAGUACAUCACGAACGUCGGCCUCGAUUUCUACUUUCGCACGAAUCGGGAUGCGCAGAAUUACCGCAUCGUCAAGACAACCUUGGACCCUUCAUCAGCAAAAGAGGUCAGCCACGUCACGCAGCUCAAGGGUGAGGCCGAUGUUAUUGAUGUCAUCCCUGAGGACAAGGAGGCGCCGCUCAAUUCGGUCAAUGUCGUCAACAAGGACAAGCUCCUCGUCAUCUACGCCAAGGAUGUCAAGGACGAGCUAUGGCAAUUUGAGCUCAAGACUGGUGAAAGAGUCGGCCGCCUGCUCCCCGACCUCGUCGGCACCAUCACACAACUUACAGGCCGCGAGGAGGACGAUGAAUCCUUCGUCUCUACAAUGAGCUUCAUCAACCCGGGCAUGCAGACGAGGCUGACCUGGAAAGAGGGCAGCGGCCCUCGCGAUCUGCCCACGUCGACGCUCUUCCAGUCGACUGUUGUCAAGGGCAUCGACCCCGAUGCCUUCAUCAGCAAGGAGGUAUUCUUCAAGAGCAAGGAUGGGACAAAGAUCCCUAUGUUCCUCACAUACCGAAAGGACACAAAGCUCGAUGGAACCGCACCUUCGUGGCUCUAUUUCUACGGUGGCUUCGGCAUCUCCAUGAAGCCUCAAUUCUCGCCCACGCUCAUGACGUGGAUUGCAUCCUAUGGCGGGUCCCUGGCAUGGGUGAAUGCGAGGGGCGGCGGAGAGUACGGAGACUCUUGGCACGAGGAAGGUCGCUUGUUGAAGAAACGAAACACGUUCGACGACGCGAUCUCUGCCGCGCAAUACCUCGUUGACGAGAAGAUUGCGGCCGAGGGCAAGAUUAUCGUCAAUGGCGGAUCCAACGGUGGCUUGGGCGCCAUGGCUGUGGGAAAUCGGGCCCCCCAGGGUCUCUUGGGCGCCGUUGUGGCCGAAGUCGGCGUCCACGACAUGUUGAGGUUCUGGAUGUUCACCGCUGGAAAGUUCUGGACGGCCGAUUACGGUCACCCCGGUGAAGACCCAGAGAUCUUCGACUACAACUAUGGCUACUCGCCCCUGCACAAUGUCGACGCAAAGAGAGUCUAUCCGACGGUGCUGCUGCUUUCUGCAGACCACGACGAUCGUGUCUCUCCGCUGCACACCUUCAAGAUGACGGCCGAGCUGCAGCAUCAUCUGCCAAACAAUCCCAACCCGAUCCUGGCGCGCAUCGAGCUCAACGCAGGACACGGGGCUGGAAAAAGUACGCAAAAGAGGAUCGAAGAGGCCACGGACAAGAUCAGCAUUGUCGCGAGGGCCCUGGAUCUGAAGAUGCUCGAUGUCCCCAAAUGA
Molecule: messenger RNA, 2343 nt
Organism: Acaromyces ingoldii
Lineage: Eukaryota; Fungi; Basidiomycota; Exobasidiomycetes; Exobasidiales; Cryptobasidiaceae
Product: prolyl endopeptidase
Exons: 4
Coding region: 1-2343 (780 amino acids)
Biological process (GO): proteolysis
Cellular component (GO): cytosol
Molecular function (GO): serine-type endopeptidase activity; oligopeptidase activity
Source: RefSeq, a predicted model, not a curated record